Molecule: messenger RNA, 132 nt
Organism: Peronospora matthiolae
Lineage: Eukaryota; Oomycota; Peronosporomycetes; Peronosporales; Peronosporaceae
Source: the annotation of a GenBank genome assembly
AUGGAUGAUGUCUUGCCGGAUCAGAACGUGGCGGAAGAGGAUGAUGAGGUAGUGAUGGCGAGAGCCGCCAGUGGCGGUGUCUUGGGGAAAGAUGCAGGAUGCUGUGGACUUUUUGCUGUAGUGCGUGCCUGA